AUGUCGUACCGUCCGCAUCCCCUGCGGCAGUCGUACACGGUCGACUACGCCACCCUCGACACUAUCAACCGCCAGCCUUCGACCACUUCGUCCUCUGCCUCGUCCGGCUAUUCCUACACCUCUGACGCCUACGACUUUGGUCGCGCCAGCACAAACUCCUCCGUCGCCACGUCCAGCGCCUAUGGUCCCUCCGGCCCCUCCGCUUACACCCAUAAGCGCGGCAAGAGCGAAGCUGCAAUCAGGCACUCGCCUGUAAGAUCCAGCACCUACGAUGAGCCCAAGUCGAACCCUCAGGACAUGUACGCCAUCGCGCGUCAGUCAUUGCGCCCCUUGCCCCAGGCCCCAGGUCCCGGCCUCAGUCCGCCUUCCCAUCAACGAUCGCCUUCCAAGCCAACCACGCCUCCGAGCCUUGUCCGCCAAGAGCGUGCCCAAAGCAUAGACUAUCCAGGUCGCACCACCUCGAAAACACCGACGCCUCCAAGUCACGGCCGCCACGAGCGUGGCCAGAGCCUGGACAUCGGGAGAUUGUCGCUGGUUGACGGCAGGACUUCGCCAACUCCGCUCUCGCGCUCUACGGCUUCGAGGCCAACGUCCAUGCUCCUCACUCGUUCCGACUCCAUCCGACAGAGUCCUGCGGGCGCCCGCGACCCUGGCGCCCUCGUCCACUCGCCAAUUGCACGCCCAGACCUUCAGCAGCUGGGCCGGUCUUCCACCAGCCAGCUGAGGACCUUGUCCAAACUUGGGAGUGCCGAGGAUUUUGCCAUCACCUCUCAAACUCAAGAAGUUGUCGGCCUACGCGGGCGCCGAAGACUGCAGCGUGCCGGUGAUGGGAACGCCGCUCCCAGCAGUGACAGGUUCGGCUUCGGCGGCCGGAACUGGAUGGAUAAGCAACGCCAGUUCCUUCAGGCCUACGAAUACCUCUGCCAUAUAGGAGAAGCCAAGGAGUGGAUCGAGGACAUUAUCCACCGACAGAUCCCCCCGAUCGUCGAGCUAGAGGAAGCACUGCGGGAUGGAGUGACUCUGGCCGAGGUCGUAGAGGCCUUGAACCCGGAUCGGAGAUUCCGCAUAUUCCGCCAUCCGCGUCUUCAAGCCCGACAUUGGGACAAUGUUGCGACCUUCUUCCGGUAUUUGGACGAGGUCGAGCUGCCGGACUUGUUCCGCUUCGAACUGAUCGACCUGUACGAGAAAAAGAACAUUCCCAAGGUCAUCUACGCCAUCCAUGCACUCAGCUGGCUUCUCUUCCGCAAAGGCAUUGUAGAUUUCAGGAUAGGCAACCUGGUCGGCCAAUUGGAGUUUGAGCACCAUGAACUGGAGGCUAUGCAGAAAGGCCUGGAUAAGCUUGGGGUCAACAUGCCUAGCUUUGGCAACAUGGGCGCCGACUUUGGUGUCGAGGCCCCUCCCGAACCUGUCGAGACUGAGGAGGAACGCAUCGACAGAGAGUUGGCCGAGAAUGAGCCCGUGAUUCUCGACCUCCAAGCACAGAUCCGAGGUGCCAUGAUGCGCAUGCGUCUGGCCAACAUCAUGAACCAACUAUGGGAUUCGGAGGAUUGGAUUGUGGAUCUCCAGUCGCGGAUACGAGGCGACUGGACCCGACAGAUCAUGGACUACAGGCUUCAGAUGAGAAAGUUCGCAGUACAACUGCAGAGCGCUGCGCGCGGCUUCAUGGUUCGCAACAGAAUGAUGAAUAGGGAACAUUUCUGGAAGAGCAAGGAGAAGAACAUCAUCAAGCUCCAGAGCAUGAUGCGGGCCAUGCGUGUCCGCAACGAGGUACGCGAGACGAGAUCUCAAUUACAGUGCGAGGACGGUCCUAUCAGGAGCAUUCAGGCAAUGUGCAAGGGUUUCCUCGCACGCGAGAGGGUCUGCGCUCAACAGCAAGAGUCAAGCCAAAUGCAGGGGCCCAUCAUGGACCUGCAGUCAGCCAUUCGCGGCAUGCUGUUGAGAGGCAGGGUCGAGAAGGAUCUCUAUUUUCUCGAACAAGAAGCCCAGGCCAUCCGUGGCCUGCAGGCUGCUACGAGGGCCAUGCUGACAAGAAACCAGGUCAAUCGACAACGAGCUGCUCUGGAGCAGUUCACACCACAGUGGGAGGCUCUGCAAGCCGCUCACAGAGGUGGUGUGGUCCGGUCCAAUGUACAAGCAACCAAGACCGAGUUACACCAGCACAGCACGGAAAUCUGUUCUUUGCAGUCUCACAUCCGCGCUGCAGCCGUACGUAGAGCGAUCGCUGACACACUAGAUGCUCUGCACGACCACGAGACAUCUGUGAUCGAUCUACAGUCCAUGGCGAGAGGCAUGCUGGAGCGUCAACGGAUAGCUGCUGAUCUUGACGACCUGGAGAACCUCACCUCCGAGAUCACGGACCUGCAGGCUAAGAUCCGAGGUGCACAGUUUAGGAAGGAGCACUUCGCCUUCUUGGAUGAGUUGAAGUCUCAUGAGCAGGAAGUCACAUCCUUGCAAGGUCUGGUUCGCGCCAUGCUUUGUCGAGCUCGUAUUGGCGAUCUGCUGGCUGAGCUCGACGAGCAUGAGGAAGAGAUCAUCGAGCUGCAGGCCCUCGCAAAGGGCUUCAUCGUUCGCGCCAAGUUCGAGGAGAAGAAGAAGCAUUUCAAUGAGAACAUGCAGAAAGUCAUCAAGAUUCAGAGCUUUGUCCGCGGCAAGCUCCAAGGCGAGGCGUACAAGAGCCUAACCACAGGAAAGAACCCUCCUGUUGGCGCUGUCAAGAACUUUGUGCACCUUCUCAACGACAGCGAUUUUGACUUCAAUGAGGAGAUAGAAUUCGAAAGAUUGCGCAAGACGGUCGUGCAACAAGUCCGACAAAAUGAAAUGCUCGAGCAGUAUAUUGAUCAGCUGGACAUCAAAAUCGCCCUUCUAGUCAAGAACAAGAUCACCCUAGAUGAGGUUGUCCGGCACCAGAGCAACUUUGGCGGACAUGCCAGCAGUCUGUUGGCCAAUUCGUCAAUGGCGUCCGCCAACCAAUUUGAUCUGAAGGCACUGAACAAGAGUUCACGGAAGAAGCUCGAGUCUUACCAGCAACUGUUCUUCAACUUGCAGACCCAGCCUCAGUAUCUUGCUCGUCUUUUCAAGAGGCUCCGCGAGCAGGGGACGGCCGAGAAGGAGUGCAAGCGGAUUGAGCAUCUGAUCAUGGGUCUCUUCGGAUACGCGCAAAAACGCAGAGAGGAGUACUACCUUUUGAAGCUCGUUGCCAGAUCCAUUCGAGAGGAAGUCGAUACCUGCAACUCCAUCCAGGACUACCUCCGCGGAAACUUUUUUUGCUCCCGGCUGCUGGGCAAUUAUACCCGGUCGCCUAGAGACAGGAAAUAUUUGAGAGAUCUGCUUGGCCCCAUGAUCCGGGACAACAUCGUGGAAGAUCCGGAACUCGACUUGGAGAGUGACCCGAUGUUGAUCUACAGAUCGGCUAUCAACAACGAGGAACUCCGGACUGGCCGGCCAAGCCGAAGACCGCUCGAUGUCCCCAGAGACAUCGCCAUCAAGGACCCAGAGACCCGUGAACUCUUCAUCGACCACCUUCGGGAUCUUCGGGAAAUCUGUGAUCAGUUCUUCAACGCGCUCGAAGACUUCCUACCGCGGAUGCCAUAUGGUCUGCGCUUCAUCUGUAUGCAGACCUUUGAGGCGUUGCGCCAGCGAUUCAAGAAAGAGCCACAGCAUCAGGUUCUGCAGCUUGUCAGCAACUGGCUGUGGCGAUUCUACCUGCAACCAGCCGUUAUCAACCCUGAGCAAGUCGGCGUCAUGGAGAAGAGCCUGAGUCCUCUCCAGAAGCGCAACUUGAGUGAAGUGGCCAAGGUGCUCAGCCAAAUCGCGUCUGGGCGACCGUUCGGCGGCGAGAACAUCUACCUGCAGCCUCUGAAUGCAUUCAUCGCAGACUCCGUCGACCGUCUUGCCCAUAUCACGAACGACCUUAUCUCAGUCCCAGAUGCCGAGAACACCUUCGACAUCGACGAGUUCAAUGACCUCUACGCCAAGAACAGGCCCACCCUUUACAUCAAGAUGGCCGACAUCUUUGCCAUCCACAACCUCAUCGCCCAAGAACUCCCCUACAUUAGCCCUGGCCGUGAUGACGUAUUGCGAGAGAUCAUGCAGGAUCUCGGUAGCGCCAAGAGCAACGAGAACGAAAUGCUUGCGGCUGGCUCCUCAGAUAUCCAGAUGUUCCUGACCCCGAAACUUCAUGAUGUCGAAGACCCUGAUGCUGAGGUCAAAGCACUCUUCAUGGAGACAAAGCGUUGCAUCCUGUACAUUAUUCGUGUGCAGACUGGCGCGAACCUUCUUGAGAUUCUCGUCCGUCCACCAACUCAAGAGGAUGAGGUCAAAUGGCAGAACGUUCUGCACGAGGAUUUCACAUCUGGCGACAACACCAAGGGCGCAUAUUCCGACGCGAACAUGGUAGAUGUCACUCGCAUGUCUUACUACAACAUGAAGCGCAAUGCUCUGGAGAACGUAAUGCGACUCGAGCAGUUGGGCCGUAUCUCCAAGCACAACUUUUACCAGGAUGUCCUUAACGCCAUUGCCCUUGACAUCCGUACCAAGAGCAGGAGGCGUAUCCAGCGCCAGCGUGAGCUUGAAGGCGUCAGAAUGACGCUCGGCAACCUGCACGAGAAGGCCCAGUACCUGGAGCAGCAGCGCAAGAGUUACGAUGACUACAUUGAACAAGCUAUGGCGACGCUGCAAAAGAGCAAAGGCAAAAAACGAUUCCUCCUUCCCUUUACCAAGCAGUACAACCACCAGCGUGAGCUUGAGCGUUCCGGACGCGUUCCCAAGUUCGGCUCUUACAAGUAUAGCGUACGUUCUUUGGCCGACAAAGGCGUAGUCGUCGAGUGGCAAGGCGUCGCUGAGCGCGACUGGGGUGUUAUCAACCUGACAAUUAGCUGCGACGAGGUCGGAAUCUUCAAUGUCGAGGGCAGUCGCGGUCACAUCCAGACCCCCGGGGCCAGCGCUACUGUCUCAAUCGAGGAUCUACUGCAGGCACAAUUCGAGUCCCAUCAGUUCAUCAACUUGUUUGAGGGCAACCUGAGACUCAAUGUCAACCUGCUGCUGCACCUACUGUACAAGAAGUUCUACCGGACGCAGUAA
Molecule: messenger RNA, 5079 nt
Organism: Neoarthrinium moseri
Lineage: Eukaryota; Fungi; Ascomycota; Sordariomycetes; Amphisphaeriales; Apiosporaceae
Exons: 2
Coding region: 1-5079 (1692 amino acids)
Biological process (GO): regulation of actin cytoskeleton organization; regulation of GTPase activity
Cellular component (GO): cytoplasm
Molecular function (GO): GTPase activator activity; actin filament binding; calmodulin binding
Source: RefSeq, a predicted model, not a curated record